Monodelphis domestica (gray short-tailed opossum) is the source of this 1044-nucleotide messenger RNA. Its product is annotated as olfactory receptor 5V1-like. NCBI's taxonomy places the organism in Eukaryota, Metazoa, Chordata, Mammalia, Didelphimorphia, Didelphidae. The record is from RefSeq and is a predicted model, not a curated record. Gene Ontology annotation, molecular function: G protein-coupled receptor activity; olfactory receptor activity. Gene Ontology annotation, cellular component: membrane. Gene Ontology annotation, biological process: G protein-coupled receptor signaling pathway.
AUGUGUGUAACAGAAUACUUUUGCAUCUUCUGCCUUUGGCUGCUCCUGCUUAAGUAUGCUUCUCCGAUGUUUCAAUACAACUUUCCCUCUCAUCUUUCUUCAGAUACGAGAGAGAAAAAUCAAACAAUUACUGAAUUCAUCUUCCUGGGAUUUUCGAACCACCCUGACAUGCAAGGAUUGUUCUUCCUGGUGUUCUUAGUCAUUUACCUGAUAACUAUUCUGGGAAAUACCCUCAUAAUAACUGCAGUCGUGGUCAAUCCUGUCCUUCACACUCCCAUGUAUUAUUUCCUUAGCAACUUGUCCUUUGUAGACAUCUGCUACACAUCUACCACUGUCCCCACAAUGUUAGUGAACUUCUUCCAAGAGAAGAAGACCAUUUCCUAUGAAGGUUGCCUGUCUCAGCUCUUCUUCCUCGUUACCUGUGCUGGCACUGAAGGUGUCCUGUUGGCCGCUAUGGCUUAUGACAGAUUUGCAGCCAUUUGUCACCCAUUACGCUAUCCAGUCCUCAUGAGUAGGAGGGUCUGUGCAUAUCUAGCAGCUGGCUCCUGCUUGUGUGGUUUGGUGAAUUCCCUGGUACACACAGGGCUCACGACAACUUUGGUUCUGUGUAGUUCCAAUGAGAUCAGCCAUUUUCUCUGUGACAUCCCCCAACUACUGAAACUCUCCUGCUCAGAUACUUCAGUCAAUGAGAUUGCUCUCUAUGUGGCCAGUGUCUUCAUUGAUCUGAGCCCCUGCUUGUUCAUUGCUGUGUCCUAUAUGCUCAUUAUCUCUGCCAUCCUGAAGAUCCAGUCUGCUCAGGGGAGGCACAAAGCCUUCUCCACCUGCGCCUCUCACCUCACUGUGGUGAUCAUUUUCUUUGGAACUGCCCUCUUCAACUAUGACCGACCCAGCUCAGACUAUUCCCUGGAUGUGAGCAUCCUGGUCUCCUCUCUCUUCUGUAUUGUUACCCCUAUGUUAAAUCCUAUCAUCUAUAGCCUGAGAAACAAAGAAAUCAAGGGUGCUAUAAAGAAACUGGCAGGACAAUGGAGGUUACCAGGAUUUUAA